Molecule: messenger RNA, 14258 nt
Organism: Malaya genurostris
Lineage: Eukaryota; Metazoa; Arthropoda; Insecta; Diptera; Culicidae
Gene: RhoGAPp190
Product: rho GTPase-activating protein 190
Exons: 12
Coding region: 1310-6403 (1697 amino acids)
Biological process (GO): signal transduction
Source: RefSeq, a predicted model, not a curated record
UGUCAGUGCAAUGCGAUGGUGUUCUCGUGUUAGCCAGAGUGAAGUGAACAAGAGAUAGUGAAAAAUUUUGUUCGCAAUCGGAGUCUUUGCAAACAACAAGCUGGAAAAUAGUGCAGAAAACCCGUCGAUUCGUGCAGAAAAAAGUGAGAUUCAUUCUCUCAACCUGCUGCACCUCAACCAGUCGUCGUCCCCGGGCGGGAGAGUGUAGAAUUUUCCGCCGAACGGUAAGGUUGGUAGGUAGAGCUAAGCAAACGUCCAAGUAUCCAGUAUGCAAAAUCGACCGGCGGAAAACAAGUGCUGCUGCUGCGCUAUGGUCCUAAGUUGAAAAAGGGGGAAGAAUAAACAGUAAAUUUGUAAAACGGACGACACGGCGCGACGCGACGACGAUGAAAAAUGGCAAAAUAAUAUUGUGAAAAGAGCAGAAGCAAAAGUUCAUCCAAGUGAGUGAACGCACCCCCGCCGCGCGGAGGCGUGCAUGUGCAGUGAUUGAAAGCUUUUUGCAAGCGACCGACAGCAGAAGCCGAAGAAAGAAAGAGAAGCAGUAGCAGCAGGAAAAAAGAAGUGUACCAAGUCAAAGUGUUGUUGUCGUUAUUGUUGUUGGUUGCAUUAGUGGAAAAACCGAAGAAAAUCCUUUUCAAAGACGACACCCCAGAACAACAACAGAAAAGAAAAAAAAAACCCUCUAUACAUCAGUAGCGCACUGCGCUGCAUGGUGUAUGGUCCACCGUCAGUGAGAGGGGUGCGCGUUUUUGCGCUGUGGCCAACUUUCUCCUGUUGGCACACAGGGACGGCCAGGAUAGCAGUAAAUUCGCCGGCACAGGAAGCAGCAGCAGCAACACCAAAAACAACAACGUCAUCGGAGGCAGUAAGGCGCAACAGGAAGGCGCAAGCAACGAAACGGUGUGUGGGUGGUGGGAGAAGCAAAAUAGCGAGAGCCUGCUGGCAGCCACCGAAAGCCAGUCAACCGUAUUUGUACAACAGUGAAGGCAGCAGCAGCAGCUUUUAUCAAAAACUACACAAGCAGAGACAUCACCGCACACAGCAGUCGUUGGCUUGAGCGCACAUCAACAAACAUAAACACACACACACAUUCAUAGUAACGCGCGCACGGGGCAACAUUUUCCAAAAGGGAUUAUCGCAUAGUGGAUUGAGGAGAAGGAAAAACAGAAGCUAUCGCAACAACUUCAAAAACCCUCUGUGCCAGUGACCGACCGAUUCGCCGGUUGACCGAAUAAUCUAGUUGGACUGAAAAAUUUGAGCCGGAUUAGAUCCGCUUGAAAAAUCCGUUCUCGCCGUUCAGCGACGGAUAAUGAAACAGAUCAAUGUGGCCGUCGUCGGACUUUCCGGUGUUGAAAAAGACAAGGGCCAACUGGGCGUGGGAAAGUCCUGCCUGUGCAAUCGCUUCGUCCGGCCAAAGACCGAUGACUACGCGAUCGAUCACAUCUCGGUGCUGAGUCAGUCCGACUUUAGCGGCCGAGUCGUCAACAACGAUCAUUUCCUGUACUGGGGUGAGGUUCGAAAAACGUCGGAAGAAGGAGUGGAGUACAACUUUAGUAUAGUGGAACAGACCGAGUUCGUAGAUGAUGCCACAUUUCAGCCGUUCAAGGUGGGCAAAAUGGAACCGUACAGCAAACGGUGCUCGGCGAUCCGACUGAGUUCCCAGGAGAAACUGAAGUACAUUUGCAAAAAUCAGCUUGGAAUCGAACAUGAGUACGAGGAGAUUGUCCUUCCGGAGGGUCGAUUUCUGGUGGAUGGAUUCGUGUGUGUGUUCGACGUCAGUGUCGUGCCGAGCCGAACGGUGGAGAAGCAGAUCGAAUGUACCAAUCAGAUCAUCAACAACAUCCUGAAGAACAAGAAACCGGUCGUGCUGGUGACUACCAAAAACGAUGACGCCAACGAGUUGUACAUCCGAGAGGUGGAGAAAUUUUGCAGUCGAAAGGAAUACAAGGGUCAGAUUGUGCUGGUGGAAUCUUCGGCCCACGAGAGCAUAAACGUCGAUCUGGGGUUCAUUAUUCUCGCUCAGAUAAUUGACAAAGCGAAACAACGCUCUAAAAUUGUGUCAUACUCGGAGGCAGCCAAACAGCGCACGGAUCUGUUGAAUACCAGCUCCGAGUACGUAACCCGUCUGAUACGAACGCAAAUCACCGACCACCGAUCGAUUUGGACCAGUUCGUCGAAAAAGCUUGCCAGCCAUCGGGAAUGGAACGAUUUUCUCGAACUGUUCGGGCAGGAAGCCGGCCAGAGGAUAUUUCGUCGGCACAUCAAAAAACUACGCGAAGAUUACCAAGCGAAGAAACUGCAGAGCUACAUGGAUUCGUUCGCCUGUGUGCUGCAGGAAAUUCUACCGGACAUGAACAGUAUUAACCUGGAACUGGACACGUUCAACGAUUGGCAGUCGAUACGGAACUACUUUCGGAAUCACGUCGAGUACGAGCAGUACUUUUUCGAUGCCGUCGAACGGGGCGGUAGCUGGGCGGAACUGAGCGACAUGAGUGACAUGGAGGACGAGAAUCGAAUACCGUUCGAUAUUCUGGACACGGCCGAGGCGGAAACGGUCUUCAAGAACCACAUGAACGCACUGCAGCAGGAACAGAAGCGGCUAGAAUGGAAAAAGCAAUUCAAGAAGCUACUGGAGGAAACCGGUUACGUGACUCCGGGGAAGCAGCUCGCCGAAGUGCGUGUUCUGUUUAUGGGACGCGAAUGUUUCGAGGCCCUGUCGGAGCAUGAUUGCCAGCAAAUCUACGACAACCACCAGCGGGAAUUGAUCGAAACGGCCAAGCAUAACUUCCAGGAGCUGCUGAUGGAACAUGCCGAUCUGUUCUAUCACUUCAAGAACAUCGAACCGUCCGGGACGAUCACGCAGAACGAUGUGAAAGAGAUUACGGACGUACUGCAGGAGGACCUGCGGUAUAAGCUGUUGGAUCGAUUGGAUCAGGACAGGAAAUUGAUGCUGUUUCAACAUUUGGGCUUUGUCCAUUGUCCCAUCCGGGAGCAUUGCCCGGCAUUUCCGAACUGUAUGGAUGCUCUGAUUGAACGAAUUCUGGUGGCUAAUCAAAACCUACCGAACCCUCGCUUCGCUCAAAAAGAUGGCCAACUGCAGCUGAAUCUGAUCGUCAUCGGGCUGGACUACAUUGCAAACGAUUUCAUUGACAAGGUGCACCAGCAUUGCAACGACAACGGCGAGUACAUCGUAGAUGGUCAGGUCUACGGGUUGAACAUCGAAACCAUCAACCGAGAGAACGAUUCAUUUUCGUUCGAUCUGGCAUCCAAGGGACUGAUCUGUUGCUAUUCGAACAGACAAACGUUUACCUACAUCUACGAGGUGCUGGAUCGGCUGCUGAUCGACAACAUCGACUUCAAAGAUAGUGUAAAUAAUUUACACAUUGUCUUUAUGAGUGACGAGAAAAACAGCGAAAGUACUCUACAGCAGCUGCAAAGCGAUGGGCAAUCGCUGGCGGAACGGUUGCAUUGCGUAUUCAUCGACGAGAAUGAGUUCUACGCUUCCGGGCAGGAGACACGAUUCGUGGAUACGACUUUGAACAGUGUCAUCGAUUCGAUUCCAUUUGAGGAACUGAAAUACGGUAUGAACAUGGUCGAUAUCCCGGAUCUCCGAAUUAUUAUGUGUAUUUUCUGCGGAGAUCCAUUCUCGAUUGAAAACCUGCUAAGCUCGAUGAUGAUCGAACAGUCGUGCAUCAAUGCGGGCGAAAGAAACAUCAUUUUCGAAAUGUUCCUGGGGGACUCCAAGCGUCGGGUGGAGUUGAUUUUAUCGUCCUACCACGGUGCGAAUGCGUUCCGGGAUGAUCUCAUCCAUGGAUUCAUUCUGCUGUACUGCAGCAAACGGAAAGCGUCCCUUUCCACGCUGAGCGCCUUUUCGCUAAACAUUCCAAAUUUGCCCAUGCAAAUCGUGUCCGUCUCGGAGCAGGGCGGUGUCAAUGCAUUCUUCAACAACGAAACAUCGCAAAUGUUGAUCACGGAAGGCAACGCCAUAGCGGACAAAUUGCGAGCCCAUUUCGCUACCGCUUCCGAUGAAGACAACCAGUUUAAGUUUGCUUCGUUUGCUCCCUUUUUGAAGGAAGUAUGGGACAAAAAACCGGAAAUCGAACAAGCCUUCAACAUGGAAGAACCGCUUACGAUCGAUUCCGGCGAGGGAACCAUGGAACAUUCGAUGCAUCAUCAUCACCAGCAAGCACCGCAACCGCCGCCACGAUACGAAAGCUAUCUGAUUAACGGUUCCUCCACGACGUACCGCAGUCAGCAUCAGCAUCCGCACCAGCAGAAGAUGCUGUUCGACAACCGAUCCAUCAACUCGCUGGAUGAUUUGGAUAAUCUUAAGCAGCACCAGCAACAGUAUUCCAACAUGUACUAUUACGAGGACAGUAGUGAUUUCGAUAAGGGCGGAAGCAAUCAGGGCUUCCAGAUAUAUCCACCGCCGACAACACCACCGGAACCGGCCCCGCCCGAUCAUCUGCUUACACCGUCUUCGAUCCUACGGCAGUUGAAAGCCAAUACCGUUUCCCAGUCGCAAAGUAGCUUGGAAGAGAUUAACUCCGAUGUCAGUGGAUCCAAGGACUCGAUCAACACAUACGACUCAGGUUGGCUUGACGAUGGGUUCCUCAUUCCGAAGCAGGACAACAAACAGAACGAAGACAUGUGGAAGCAGGUGAAUGCCCACCAUGCCUUUACGACCGGUCGAAGGCCAAAUCAGACAUCGUUCGCGAAGAAAAUUCGUCCGAAAGGGCCCAGCCAAACGUUGAAACAGCCGGGGAAGCUAAAUCUGAAAAGUUUCGCCAUCGUAAACGAAGCGAUUGCCCGGAUGAAUCUUGGCCAGUCGGAUCAGGCACAGCUGGGUAUGGGCGGUGGUGGUCAAGCGGCCCCGCCGAUGACGGAAAAGGAGAAGAAGAAAGCCAAGAAACUACUGCAGCAGCAGUUGGAAAAUGCUCCGCUGGCGGCACCGGAGGAUGAUAGCGAAGAUUACGAGGAUGAGGCUGGGUAUGAGCAGAUUAACGAUGCAUUCAGUGAUGCGGUCAACAACGUAGCGAGUCAAUUAUUUACCACCUUUUCCGGCGGGCAGCGGGUAAUAGUCGGAGCAGAUGCCAACCAGCAAGCCAUCGAUUUGGCUGGGAAGAAUAAGCUACGGCAGCGGAGGGAGAAGGAGCAAAUCUUUAACAUUCCAGAGUAUUCGGAUUCGGAGAGUGAUUCUAGUUCGCUAGAACGCAAGCGCUCGACGGACGGUUACUCCAAAAUCAACCGUAAACCUCAAACCCACAAGCGACAUCGUAAGAAACGUAUCGCCAUUCCGGUGCAACCUCCGAAAAUUCCCCUCGGUCCGUUCGGUGGCGGCGGCGGCGGAGGCGGUUUAGGAUCGGGCGGAACCGGAGAUGCCGGAGGCGGUUCACCGAUGAUGGUUGGCCUAACCGGAGGAGGUCAGCUGGGAUCCGCUUUGGGAAUGCCAAUGAUGUAUCAGAAACUCAAGAACGAAAAGAACAUCGGAAUGGACAAACAAGAGGACGAAUCUAGUAUCGAUGUUUCCUCGCCGAGAGAUAAUAAUUCACCGAUUUUUGGCGUACUCCCCAAAAUGGGUGACCGGGAAAAGCUGAUCACCAAACAGAAAAAUUGGUUCGGCAAAGAAAUCGAUAGUAGUAAGAGCAGUUCGAAGGAUUCGAAGGAUUCGGAUACCAGUUCGAAGAAGACGGCAGGGCGCUCGGGCAAACUAACGAGCGGAAAGAAUGCCAAAAAUGCACCUCCGAUUCCACAGCAACCAUCGCUGGCCAGCUUUAAACAGUCGGAUAAAAAUCUGGUUCCACUGUUCGUGGAGAAGUGCGUUAAAUUUAUCGAACUGGAAGGUCUGGAUUCGGAGGGAAUUUAUCGAGUUCCCGGUAACAGAACCCACGUUGAUCUGCUGUACCAAAAGUUCGAUGAAGAAGUCGACGUAGACAUCGAAAAGCUGGACAUUCCGGUGAAUGCUGUGGCGACAGCUCUGAAGGAUUUCUUCUCCAAACGGCUGCCACCGUUGUUCAGCAGCGAUAUGAUGGCAGAGCUGGAAGAUAUUGCCGGUUCACGGCCACCGCAGGCCAUCAGCAGUCAUAAUAUCGAUGUUGUGAAAACUGACCGCAGCUGUAGACUGAUUGCACUGCGGUCACUUCUUGGGAGGCUACCAACGAGUAACUUUGCUAUUCUUAGCUUUAUAUUUCAACAUUUUGUAAGGGUCUCGGAAAACUCCAAACUAAACAGCAUGGACAGCAAGAAUCUGGCCAUCUGCUGGUGGCCCACGCUGUUACCGAUCGAAUUCACCGACAUGAUGCGGUUCGAAACGAUGCGUCCCUACCUGGAGGACAUCGUGCAGACGAUGAUCGACCAGUAUCCGUUUCUGUUCCGCGGCGAGGAAGCGUUCGUGAUGGUCUGAUGCAAUGAGUAGUCACAGCAACGACCACCGGUAGUAGCCGCCGCCACCGUGCGCGAGUGAGUUGUUGAUUGCAUUUUAGUUUGAUUCCCGGCAGCGGUUUGAGGGCUUUUCUUUUUCUUCUGGCUUUUAGCUAACGAUACGAAAAAAAAACCGAAAACCGUAGUGGUGGCAUGCGUCGUGAAAGGGAGAAAUAUUUUCCACCCGAAAAGAUAACUUUCGUACCUUCUUCUUUUUUUUAGCUAGGCGUUUUAGGCAAAAAAAAGAAAAGCAAAUUGUUGUAAUGUUUUUUUUACGUUUACUUUGCAAUCGAAACAUGGCUUCGUCUUCGAUAUAUCAGAUAAAGGUGUUUGUGCGCUAAAUUAAUAGGAAGAUGUUUUAAAUAUUGUUCUCGUCCUGCUAGCAUUUUUGAGGAAGAUGAAAGAAAGUAAGAAAGCAAAAAAAAAUCAUACAAUUCGAUCCAAAUGAAGUAGAGCGCCUCCGUGUAAAUGUAUAUUUAUUGCUUUAGAUAUUCAUCUGCGGUCUCCUCGAUUGGAGACAGUUUUUAUUUUGUGUUUGAUCUUUUUUGUCUUAAUGCUUGGGUAUCGUGAUGACGGCAAGAUUUAGAGAGAAAAAUAUUAUUGCUACUUAAUCCCGAGUCAAAGAAACGAGUUAAAAAAAGAAGGAAAAAAAACAAGAAGAACUAAAACAACCAACACAUUCUAUUAUAGAUUCAGAGAUAUUUUUAACUGGUUUUUCAGUGUAUUUGAGCAAAGCAUGGAUAACAUAUUUGUAUAUUUACCUGUGUACAUUUUAAGGCUAAAAACAUAAACAACAAUGCUCUAAUUAGUGGAACAAGUAAGUAAAAAUGAAUCGUGUGUAAGGUUACUUGUUAAGCUAUUAUUAUAAUAACAAUUUAUGAUAUAAAAAAAAGCGGAAGCUUGUAACAAAUAUGUGGUGAUAAAGUGGAAUACUUUCUGGUAGGCUUUAGUUAUCGUACUUUGUGUACUUUUAAAAAAUAACAGAGAAUCGAAACGAAACUCAUACUCUUAGAACUAGGGAUUUGUAGGAAUUAUUAGGAACUGUCUCGGCAUCAUUGCAAGGUGGACAAAGAGAGAAAAAAAAACACACACACACGGGACAACUUGAAACGAGACUCUAUUUACGGAAGCAGCGAUGUUUUUUACAAGCCGAUCCGACGACGUGGCUAUAUUUUAAUCUCUAUUGGUUUUUACUUUAGCUUUUUUGGAUUACGGUAAGACAGUUCUCCGAUGGAUUGACUUUGACUUUGGUUUCGUGGCAUGCUCUUAGUUUGGUGGAUUUGAAGAAAAAAACAAUUUUAAUGGUACUCUUUUCAUCUCUUGAACAUAACAGAGGAAGAAUCCCCAUUGUACUGUUACUCAAGUAUCCUCCUCUAUUAAAGAACUUGUACAUAUACACUGUGUACGGUUCCUCCUCGUCUUCAUAUUUUGGCUAUUGCUUAUGAAUGGCGAUUUUUUAAGCGUUUGGUUUCUAGUUUUCAUAUGAAUAAACACUGAAAAUUGGUUAAUAGUGUAAACCCUUCAUUGGAGAUUCAGAUUUGAGUCAUUCCUUGCCAUCAACUUUUUGAAUAUUAUUUCAUGCUAGUAUUGGCCACGACUACUUUUUCGGUGAUCCGUACGAGACGUUCAAUUUUUGAGUAACUUUUUUGAGCAUAUCGGCCGAUAUCUCACCAGUAAUAUGUGUGACGUACACUCACGAAAAUAGUCGUAUAGUGUCAAAUUUGCGCAUCAAAUUCAUUUCGCUAAUUGGCCCAUCAUUUCGCGUGCUGUGUGGCAUGUGGCACCGUCUUGCCGAAACCACACGUCAACCAGAUUAGGCUCGUUUAUGUUGGGCAAUAAAAAGCCGGAAAUCAUCGCAAUGUAACGAACCGCAUUGACUGUAACUCUUUCUUGAACGUCAUCUUUGAAGAAGUGCACUUUUUGAGAUACAUUGGCAGUACUUGUAUUACCUAGAAAAACUCUCUAUUAUUUGUAAGAGACAGUGAUCAUAGGUUCAAAUAGAUUCGUGACGAUUUAGUAAAGAAGUACUUUUAUUUUCUCUUAUUCUGAAGCGCCUGUAUUAUCGUGGUUGCCGAACUUGUACUGACUAAUUCGUUAUUUUUCUCUCGGUGUCUAUCGUUUUACUCUCUCUCUCUCUCUCGUAAGGAUGACAAUAGGGUGGCUCGUAAGUAGCGCCACAGAUUUUUUAUAAUUGUUCAUUGAUGAUAGAGAAAUAAUGGAAACGAAAGUUUUAGUUUUUUUUAAAUUAGGUGUAUUUAAAAAAUAUAUAUACGAAUUCGUCCCCAUCUAUCAAUAUUCGUGAUGGAAGGCUUUCUGUUUCUCUCGUGCAUUUUUUUCACGAAUAAAUUUUAUUCAAGCUAAUUGCCGUAUGUUCGAGCUCCGACCUGAAAAGAUUCUUAUGUCGUUUUCACUUCAAGUCAAAACGAAUCCAGUUCCAACCCUAGCGGCUGUGAAAUCCAUCCAUUGGACAGCAGUAAGAACUCCCAGGAUAGGCAGUUUCUUCCGCGAAAACGUGAUGAUUGAUGAUUCGAUUGAUUUCGCACCAUUCUGAGAAGUUUUAUAGUUUUCGUUGGCGAAAAACAGUGUUCUCGCUGUUGCAGAUUUCAUAAUACGUUUUGAGAUCAGACAAAAAUUGAUGUCGUUGAAGUAAAGCAGAAAGUUCAAGGGACACAGGUGCUUUCUUUGUGAAAUUCAAGGUGAACUCUCCGGAGGGGUAAUCGGCUAACUUAACGAGGCGAAGAUCGUAGAAAUUUGAUUUUAUGCAACAUAAAAUAUUGUCUAAUUUAACUUUCAAAAUGUCGUGGUAUAAUAGCCGGAGUCAAAAAAGAACCAUUUUCGUUCAGCGAAGAUUGAGGGGCACUUUGUUCGAAGCUCAUCUUUUCAUUAAAUGCGCCUUGCUUUACAUUGGUUACAGUUGAGUUGACGAUGAAAACCGUUUUCCGAUCAGAUGUACUGCCGGUAAUGCACGGUUAUCUAGAAUGCUUAAUUUUAAAAGAAACCAUUUGCGCAGUUUCUGUGCGAGUGAAUAGGAUUUAGAUAAAAUAGUUGAUUCAUUGCAUUGACAUAUUCUAAACAGUUGUUAUAAAAUCAUUCUAAAUCACCAAAUAAAGGUCAACAGAUUUCACGCGCGUCUAGAUCCUUUAUUAUUUCCACUUUAUUAUUUCAAUUAUUUAUUAAAAUUAUUAAUUGAUUAUAUUGGUUGAUCUGGGCAGCCGGCUACCGAGAAAAAUAUUAAUUUACUGUUUGAAAUAUUAAUAUCAAGUGUUUUUUUACUAUGUAUUCAAUAUACCGAUAUAUGUUAUCUAUGUUAUUAACUUUGUAAUAUCAACGGAGUUGGCAAAAGUUGAUUUAUAUCAUUCAGUUUAUAAUCCUGAAAGACAAUCAAUAACAUGGAAGAAGAAAACAUUCCAAAUAAAACUUUUCUUCGAAGCUAGACGGAAAUUGAUAGGUUGAAUGAAGGGAUAAUUUAGUAAAAUAGAGUAAUCAGAAGUGAAACAUUGAAACUGAUAACUGGCUGAUUUUGCAUAAUGCUCCCCAUCGUUGUCCACUUUCCAUGGUAUUUUGCUCCAAUGCAAACGACCAGCAGCUGGAUGACGUAAUCGAUUUUCUUUGAAGGGAAACUGAUGUCGUUUUCGCUUGAUGCCAAACCUAACCCAGUUUUCACACUAACUGCUGUCAAACUGUUUGUUUGAAGCUAGUUUCGAACCUCGUUUCAACGUUGUUGAAAUGAAAAUCGAGUCAGUUUCGAACCUGAAUUUUGUAUCAGGUUUGCUCAAAUCCCCAUUGCUAAGUGCGAAAUCAACACAGUUUCGUGAAAAGUGUUUGUUUGAUGAAACUACCCUGGGUCAGUUUAAGUUUUCUCAAGCGAAAACGACAUGAGUCUACGAACGUCGGGCAAUUAAUACAACACUGAACUGAAGCUCUGAACUUGAACUGAGCUCUGGACUUGAACCAACCGGAAUGAUGCACUUGCUUUACUUCCUGCUCAGUCAACUGCGUAAGUUAGAAUGAACAGAAUGUCUCAAGAGUUAAUCUUUUGUACCUAACCAGAUACGAAAAAGGCGUCUUCUUUGAUACUCGUUGUUACCAAACAUUUCAGGAAACUUUAAUUUGGAAUUAUUUGUGAUGAUGUCAUACAACUGCAAAUGUUAUUAUAAAUUGAUCAUAUUUCCGAUGGUAUGUAGCAAAAAUUUGAUUGAUACGUUAGAUACAACAAGUGAUAUUCACAGUCAAAAACUGAUCACUCUCUCAGAGGGUAAGUUUUGAAACUGCACCUCAUAGUAAAGAAGAAAUGUGCUCUCAAACAGACACUUUCCAUUCUCGUCGAGAUGAGUGGAAUGAAUUCAAACACACACAGUCUCCGGCCAACAGUUUUUUAUGUUCUGAAAUUUUAUAUUCUUUCUGUACUGUUUGACAAACCAAAAAAUAGGUGUUUAUUUUUCCAAUGUAAACUUGUUUCUAACUUGUUACGGUUGCUAGGGUUAGUCAUGGUAACUGCAAGGUUUGGCUCAAUAAAUAGGAAAUGUCAUUUGCUAUAUUAGUAACCAGCAUAUACAGAGAAAGGCCAAACGAUCUGUGAAAAGGAGUCAGUGCUGCCAGAAAUAUGUAUUUUUUUGUUGCAGGAUGGUUCUUUCGGAUAAAAUAAACUCAGUUAACCGAGCAUGUCAUGAAACUAGUUGGUCAACGUGUAGUAGACGUCAUACCGUUUUCAGACUUCAUAAGACUAUUCAAACCACUCCAGACUCCAGAAAAAAAACCAACGAAAAGUGCCAUCUUGGUAGAAUGUUUUCUAUCAGCCAAAACUAACAAUUAGUCUCUAACCAUUCACAGAACCAUCGACGUCGACGACCGGCAACACAUCUAAAAUCUUUUAUAUUAAAUCAAACAAUGACAAUGAUUUCACUUUUAAGAUAAUCGAACCACGAACGAAUCUCCUUCCUCUUUUACGCUAAACAGAUAAACAGAAUCGCGUACCGGCUUAGAUAGCGGUUAUAUUAUUUUUCAAGCAUUUACUUACAAAGCAUACAAAAAAUAUUACAAAAAUAAAUAGACGCUAAAAGUGAGACAGUGUGUAAAAGAUGCGCUUUUUAAGUAUUGUUUAUUUUGUUGGAUUUUAUUUUAUUUUAAAUACUUUUAUCAAAUUAGCAUUUAUAUUCCGAUUGCUUCUGUGUGGAAAGCAAUGGUAGCGAGUAAUUGGUUGGAUUAGGAAAGAAGAAAAUCCCCGUUGCUCUUAGAUAGAAAUAUAGUUUAAACAAACAAAAAAAAAAAUUAAAUUAAACGACGAACAAGACCAACAUAUGAACACGGCAAACGACUAGUUGUAGAAUUAACUAGUUAUUGGAACCGACCGACUUGGCUGGCGAAUGACCUAAAAAGCUCCAGUGAAUAAAGACAUCGAGGCAGGGUCGUCGAACGAUUCAAUUACAUGAAACCAAACAGAAUGAAUUCAUAAAACCACGUAUUAAGUUGUAAUCUAAAUAAACAGCAGCAGCAGCAGCAGCAAGCAGAGUUGUGUUAAAUGUGUAGAUGUGUACAAAACAAUUAGUCGAAUAUUGUCGCAUUGAGACGCAGCAUCACGAUACAAAGCGUGGCUAGAUUUUGUUGUUCUAUCAGUCAAUGUGAUACCUGUAGAAAAAAAAAGCCGCGGACGCCAAUAUGUGGCUGGAGGAAAAUGGAACGGAACGGAACAGAAAUUGAGUUGGAAUUUGAACUGAUCAGAGAAUGAGAGGACUGAGCUACGUUUUAAAAAAAACGUUAGUAGUAACAGAUUGAGGAGCGGAUUUGGUUGCGGUGGAAUGGUUUGAGAUGAAUCGCGUAAAAUAUGCGUAAAAUUGGAUUGGAAGGUCCUUACGUCCGUAUUACCGCUACCAGAUCCUGAUGCUAGAAAAAAAAAACAGAAAUAAUAUCUAAGCACGAAUCCCACAGUAGCAAACCGCACAUGCUAUUUAAAAUGUUGUACAAAAAAAAACAAAAACAAAAUAGACAGAAAUCUACAAAACGAAGGUAGUGAGAUGUGCCGUAAAAAUUAGCUAACCCACUGUUCGUUCUACGGUGAACGGUGGAAGUGAACGCAACCACUGGUAUUUUAGUAGCUUUUUGACAAGUUGGAGAUCGAAAAAAAACUGAUAAACAAAAGUAGGAGUAUCGUGAUGCCGUAAUCAAAGACUAGGAAGUUGAAAAUUAAUACGCACACACCGGAAAUUAUUUUGUUCUCGAGAUAUCUAAAACCGUUAAAAAGGCGGAUAAUAAUCCAAACAGUAAACCCAAUUGUAACGUAACCCAUCUGACUAAAAAACAAACAAAAAAACUAGAACACACGUAACUUUCCACGACAGACCUCAGCGUAAACGUGAAAAGGUGAGUCCGUUUCCUUUCCGGGAAGGAAUGAAGCACUACUCAUCAAUCAUUUAAAAAAAAUCCUAGACUAGGUUGGAAUAAACGGCAAACAAAACAACAAAAAAAGAUAAACUGCACACCCCUCUGUUCACCCUAGCAUUAGAGAUAGGUGUUAUUAUCAUUGCCAUCCCUGCAAGAAUUUCCAAGAACCUCAACGAAAUGAACGAGCAAACGACGAAUAGAGAAAAAAAACUAGCGAUCGCCAUUUGAUCGAAUGUGACUGAAACAAGUCAAAGGCCAUUUGUCCUAGUAGCGAUAAUGGGAAGCGAAUAAAAUACUAUUCCAACUUUGAACUGAUUUGUCUCUCAAAGUUAAAGUAAGAGCCCAUUAAUAGUUAUAGGAAAAGAAAUACAACAACAAAUGACAUGCACUAUCGAUAAAAAGAAAAGAUAAACCAAACAAGUUGUAAAUUCGUGUCUUGAAGCAACCAAAAUGUCGGUUUAAAUCUAAUAAAUACAAAUACAAAUAAACGCCAAACUCCCCGUUUAAAAACAAAAAUCGUUUCCUCUUCCUUCUCUAGAUUUUUUGCGAACAUUCUGCUAGUUGCUCUGAAUAGGAAAGAAAAAAUAAAUCAAAAAGCGAAUGUAUAAAGCCAUUCUUUAGCAAGAAGCUCCCUUUGUCCUUCGUGUUUUUUGUGGUCAGCCUUUGCGGUGAACCUAUGUCCUUAAUUUUUCCCCUUCCAUCGUGCACAAAUGGUAAGAAGAAAAAAAACAUGCAAAAAAAAACUAAGACAAAAAAAUAAUUAAAUGUUGUUACACUCUGUAUCUUAGAAAUUAACGAUGGAACACUUAAACAAGAAUUAAAAAAAAAGACAAAAUUAAGAAAUGGAUGUAACAAAAUUUGCAUUGUCCCGCGUUACGAGGAUUUUUCAUAACAGCGCCCCGCAAGCAGGCAGGUCAAAUAAAACAACCAACCAAAACUCGAUGAAAAAAGUGAAACUCAAUUACUAGGCCACGUAGAAUAUUGACAAGAACAAAAGAAAAAAUAAUAGAUAGAAAUGAAAGAGACAGACACUGCUACAUCUACAGAACAAACAAACAAAAAAUCCUAUUCGAACUCACGCGCGCAAAAAGCAAAUGUUAUUGUUUAGACCGGCCGAACAAACCAGCACAGUUACACACACACACACACUCACAAACAAAUACACACUUUCCAAAAAAAAACUCACGCAUACUCGUACGAACGUCUGCUCGGUCUAGCUCGAUGUUCCGCAAUACGAGUGACAAACACCGGAAACUGAUUCACUGAUAAACGCAACCAUAUACCACAUUACCAGAGCAGAACGGAAAUCCGGAUUAUUCUUCACUCGCUAGCUUUUUGUAAGAAUUUUUAACAAAAUGGAAAAGUCGUAAAAAUACAACAACAAAAAAAAACUAGUAUUGAAUGUGUCAAAGCAAAAAGAAAACUGGUGGAAAAUUGUUUAAAUAUAUGAAUAAAAAAUA